GAAAGGCCGACGGGCCCACCAGCGGAGCUGCCAUGGAUGGUGCGCAAGGAGGCCUUGCUGUCCCUGGUGCGCCAUGGCGCGCGCGGCAGCCAAGAAGCCUUGAAGAAGUUGCUGCAAGAGCACCCGAACGAGCUUCUCGAGCGUGACUUCCUGGGCCUGAUCCGAUGCUUGGGUCGAAGAAGCGCAUGGCAAAGCUCCAUCCAGGUCUUCGAUUCCAUGACACGGGCAGGGCACGAGCCGAAAGAAUUGCAUUACACGGCGGCCAUGCGUUCCUGCGCCCAAGGCGGUGCCGCCGCCGCCACUGCCCUGCGGCUCUUCGGAGAGCUGCCGGCGCCCACGGCGCCGGCCUUCACCGCGGCCAUCGCCAGUUGCGGUGUGGCCAGGGAAUGGGAGUUGGCGAUCGACAUGCUGCAUGCAAUGGCAAGAGCUCAACAUCAACCAGACCUGUUGGCCUUCAAUGCAGUGCUGACGGUGUGCCGCCGGGCGCAAAAGUCCAAGUUGGCGCUGAAACUCAUGGAGGCGUUGCGUCAGCAGCAGCUGCAGCCCGACGUCAUGACCUACAGCGCCUGCGUUUCCGCCUGCGAGGAGGUCGCCCGAUGGAUGCGUGCCGUGACCUUUCUGACGGAGAUGCGGCGGGACUCCGUGGCUCCCAACGUGGUGACCUUCAGCAGCGCCAUUUCGGCCUGCGCCAAAGCGCGCCUGUGGGAUCGGGCCUUGAGCGUCAUGGCAGAGAUGAGGGAGAGCCAGGUGGAACCCAAUAUGGUGACCCAUUCAGCGGUGCUCUCAGCCUGUGAGAAAGCUGGGCAAUGGCAGUGGGCCCUGAAGCACUGGCUGGAGAUGAGGAACGCAGGUCUGCGGCCGAACCGUAUGAGCUACUGCGCCGUGAUGGGUUCCAUGGGCCAAUGCCUAUAUUGGCAGCAGGCCUUGGAAUCGUUGGAAGAAAUGUGGCAAGCAGUUGUGACGCCCGACCUGCGCAAUUACACCAUGACGCUAAGCGCGCUGGAGAAAUCCAAGCAGUGGCAAUGGGCAGUGGAGCUUCUCUCCAACAUGAGCAUCCGGAAGUUGAAACCAGACUUGAUUUGUCGCAGCAUCGUGAAACGUGCCCGCUUUGCUGGCAGCUUGGGACGCAAGAGUCGUCGCAAGCACUUGAUUAGCAGAGCUGGGCAAAAAGGGACUUCUUUGGUUUCAGAUUCACUUGAGCCAUUGAACAUACUCCUGUUGAUUGGUUAUUAUAGUUGGUUCUUUUCUACUUACUUGAUUUGUUGGGUCUCUAUAUCUAUUUUGGUUAUAUUUAAUUAUAUAUGUAUAUACUAUAACAUAAUAUAA
This is a messenger RNA of Cladocopium goreaui, 1326 nucleotides long. The record is from the annotation of a GenBank genome assembly. NCBI's taxonomy places the organism in Eukaryota, Dinophyceae, Suessiales, Symbiodiniaceae.